Molecule: messenger RNA, 3882 nt
Organism: Rhagoletis pomonella (apple maggot)
Lineage: Eukaryota; Metazoa; Arthropoda; Insecta; Diptera; Tephritidae
Product: dendritic arbor reduction protein 1-like
Exons: 6
Coding region: 1-2895 (964 amino acids)
Biological process (GO): regulation of transcription by RNA polymerase II
Molecular function (GO): RNA polymerase II cis-regulatory region sequence-specific DNA binding; DNA-binding transcription factor activity, RNA polymerase II-specific
Source: RefSeq, a predicted model, not a curated record
AUGAAUGAACUCAGCAGUAGCGGUGGCGUGGCAGAAACAAGUCUUGUUGCAACGCACAGCAGCCACAGUGGCCUCAAAGACGUCAACAACACUGGUGACAAUAUCGCUGUUGCUGACAUGGUGUAUGCCACAUCCCCCGAAUUUGACUAUCGGCAUGAGCUGAUGGGUCGUUUGCACAAAAUCGAGCCAGACGUUGAACUUGAAGUAUUAUCCGCCGCCGCGCCACACCACCACCACCAUUACCAUCACCUGCACCAUCAUCAGCAUCAUCAUCAGCAUUUGCAUCAGCAUCAACACCAGCAUCAAUUGUUUUCGCCGCAAAGCAAUCAUAGUGGCAGUAAUACGCUCGAUCAUUGGCAGCAGCAUCAGCAGCAGUUGCAUCACUCUGCCACCACCUCCGCCAUCACCGCUGCCAAUAAUAGCAAUAGUGGUAGCGGUAGCAAUCAUGAACAUGCAACUUAUGUUCAACACUCAUCGGCAUCCACCUCGGUUGUGGUGUCGGCAUCCACAACGGUUACAGCACUCUCGCAGUCAACAUCCUCUGCCUCAGUUGGCGCUGGCGCUGUGCAACAAAAUGCCGCGUCAUCAUCCUCAACGUCCGCCUCGGCUAGUGAUAAUCCCGCCGAUACUUCAAACUCUCCGCAUGCGAGUGCGAAUGUGUCAUAUGCGGGUUGUGCGUCUGCGUACGACAGCAGUGCGGCAGUGGCAUAUGAAAUAGCCAGCGCCUAUGGUGCGACGGCGUCGGCGACCGCAGUGUCGGUAGCCGAUAAGGAAUAUUUAUUUGAUACCAAAAACAAAGAGGCUCUUUGCAAUCCCUACGCUGACCUCGAUGAUCCCUACCAACGGCCAGCGCUGUGGGAGGAUAUCGCCAGCUCAAUACAAAAUAUCGAUCCUGAGAAUGCGCUCAUGCUCGGCUCAAGCUCAAGUUCAACGGUGGCCGGUGGCGCGACAUCACACUUAGCGCUCAUCGGCGGUGGCAGCGGCAACAGCAGCAGUGCCACUAGCAAUGCCGGCAGCAGUGGCUUGGAUGCGACCAACACACUGCUGCCACAAGUGAAAAUGGAGGCACUCGAUGAUACGUUGCUGGAAACAUUGUCCACCCCAUUGCUCAGUCCCAUGGAGAUCAAGACGGAGAAGCCAGCGCUACAGCAACACACACACCUGCACGCACAACAACAACAACACUAUGCGCACUAUCAACUGCCAUCACAGCACCACCACAUUGGGCAACAGCAGCAGCAACAGCAUCUGCAACAACAACACCAGCAACACCUCUAUCAACACCAUCCCAGUUUAGGUGGCAAUAGCGGCGUUGCAGAUGUUGCUCUCGCCAACGGUGAUGAUACUAUAACGCUAAUGCAAUUGCAUCAGCAACAUCAGCAACAUCAUCAGCAGCAGCAGCAGCAGCAACAUAUGGCCGCCUCCUUGCAUAGCAGCAAUAGCAAUAGUCCUAAUCAACCAAAUCGUUGCAGUAGCACCGCGAGCAGUCACAAUGCUGAGCUGAGUGGCAGCAGUAGUGGUGCAGGUGUUAGUGGCGCCUUAAAUGGCAGUGAUAAUAAUAAUAGCAAUAAUAUUUCCUAUCAACAAUAUGCAUCUCAACAACAACAACAACAUUUAAGUAGCAACAAUAAUUAUCUCAAUGAUGGCGGUGGUUGUGGUGGUAGCAGUGGUUCAUCCUCUGCGGCGAAUGUGACAAUCAGCACGUCCGUAACGUUGACCAACUUAACGGCGGCAACGUCGCUGGAUGGCAAUGCGGGCAAUAAUAAUAAUAACAAUAACGCCACAAUGAAUAACAACUUGAAUGCAGGCUACGGUUAUAGUUGGCACAGCAAUCAGCCGUAUCACCACAAAUACCAAAUACCGCCACCACCUCUAACAAACUCAACGCUGCACCAGCAACAACAACACCAGCCAUCACAAUCAAAUCCGCAACUUUGCCCACCUGCAGCACCAACCGGCAAUUCAAUGUCAACGCGACACAUAUUCGUACCGCCAUUGACGCCGCCCAGCUCAGAUCCCGGAAGUCCGGGUAGUUCAAUGGUUGCCGCGGCAGCGGCUGCAGCAGCAGCGGCGGCGGCGGCGGCGGCGGCAGCUGCGGCAAAUAAUGGCAGCAGCAAUGCCCAACAACAGUCAGCGAAUCGACGCACUACACCACCGCCACCUUAUCAACAGCAGCAACAACAACUGCUCCAACAGCAACAGCAACAACAACAGCACCAACAUCAGCACCAACAUCAACAUCAACAUCACCAACAGGGUCGUCCACUUUCAAGUAUUUGCCCCAACAUUUUAACACUGCACUCGAGCACGAAUGGCACGACAACAAUGACGCCACUACACCCCUCCGUACACCAUUUAAGUCCAGGACGUACGCUCACCACGCUCGGCUCUAAUGGUUGCGGUGUUGGCGUUGGCAUCGAUAUCGGCAGUGGACUGCAUGGCGUCAACAGCAAUGGUAUCGGCGGCGGCGGCGGCGGCAGUGGUAGUGGCCUAAUGGGUAACAGUCGGGGGCGAGGGCGUGGUAACGGUGCUAGUACACCGGCACACCUGGCAAAUUUGAUUGUGCCAACGAUACGCACGGUGCGCUAUAAUCGGCGUAACAACCCGGAGUUGGAGAAGCGGCGCAUACAUCAUUGCGAUUUUGAGGGUUGUACGAAGGUCUAUACGAAGAGCUCACACCUGAAGGCGCACCAGCGUAUACAUACGGGCGAGAAACCCUACACCUGCCAAUGGCCCGAGUGUGAAUGGCGUUUUGCGCGCUCCGAUGAACUGACGCGUCACUAUCGCAAACACACCGGCGCCAAGCCCUUCAAAUGCGUUGUCUGCGAGCGAAGUUUUGCGCGCUCCGAUCACUUGGCAUUGCAUAUGAAACGACAUUUGCCCAAAAAUAAGUAGAAGUACGCCUAAAGAAAAUUUCAAGCAAAAACAUAAUAAGGAAGUCAAAAUUGAGCUGAUGCAAAAAUAGCAAAGCAAGCAAGUGAAAAGACAGCAAGCAGCGCACAAGAAAACCUAGCAACAAGCAACUAUUAGCAAUUACGCGCACAAAAUGCAGCUAGUAGGAGAAGAUAUAAAAAAGUGAAUAAAUUUAAAACACAAAACAAAAAAAAACAGCAAAGAAGAACGAGCACAAACAAAUCCAAAGGACUUUAGUUGUUAUUAAUAAUAAAAAUUUGCUUAAACUAGCAUAACUAAAAAUUAAAAAAAAAAUAUUACAUAAAAUAUAUUUAAUUGAAAUGAUUAACGCAAUCAAUUAAAACCAACACCGCCGCCAAUGCCUCAAUUGAAACAUAAAUAUUAAAAAAAAAAUCAGCUUAAAGAAAUUGAAAACAAAAUAAAAUUCUAAGCCUUACGCAAGCCUUAUAAAGUUUAAGCUGUUCAUAGAAAAAAUUUUAGACAUACAUACAUACAUGCAUACUAGGCCAUAUGUAAGCAGUGUACUUUUGUAUGCAAUCGCCUAUUUGGGGGUGAAAUCAAAGCAUAUCAACAUUUAAUUCCUUUUUACUUUUAGUUAAAUUUUAUGUGUUAAGCUUGUAUGUGUACCUACUGAACCAGUGAGUAAUUGUUAUUUGUUCUUGUACGAGUUUUUAAGUUUAUUCUAUAUUAGUUUUUUUUUUGUUUUGCCGCAACAAACAAAAUACUUUAAUUUUAAAAAAAUCUUAAUUUUAUUUUUAAUAGUUUAAUAUGUAAACACUUUGCAAAAGUUACUAACCGAGCGUAAAUCUGUGAACUAAGCCGAGGUAUUAGUGAACACAAAAAGUCCUUAAAGCAUCCUUAAAAAAGGCAUUUACUAUACUACAUUUAAAUAUACUUUAAGCUAAAUAAUUUUCACAAUUUUAAAAGUUGAAUAAACUAAAUGUAAAAAAAAAAUCUAUUAAAAAAAGU